AAUGAAAUGAACAGCAUGGUUCAAAAGCUAAGCCACGAAAAGCUGCUUGCAGUAUCCGCAGAGUAUCUGAACAAAGAGUACAGAAUCGCAGCAGAGGACAAGCCUAUUCAAAGCAUACUCCUAAGAAUCCAGCAGGAGAUAGAAGAGAUAUGCACACUGGACAAGUUUGCAGCUGUAAAAAUUCUGUUGUCCGAAAACAUUAUAGCAGAGCCAAUAGAAGCAAUGCUGCUAAAUUCUAUGGAGGAAAUGAAAGAGCUUCUAAACGAAAUGCUAAAAGAGUACACAAGUGAAGAAAAAGCUAAGAACACUGAAAGCACAGGAUUCCUAGAAAGAUACGCAAAUUUGUACGAUAACGCUGAGCAUAAGAGCAAGGCUAUAACGAACAGAGCAAUAUGCAACGGAAUAAGACUGCUUAAGGAAGAGUACACUUUAGACACACUAGUGGACAGACUGGCCCGCUCUGAAGGGAAAGAUCUGUCUAAGCUUCUUUUGGAAAUGAUAAUAACCAGCUACAGAACAGAGUCAAAGCUGUUGAGAAAGUGCUGGGAGUACUCUGACCUAAAAGGCAGCAGCAUAAAUGUGAAAGAGCAUAUUAUAAAAAUGGAAGAAAUACUAGAGGCAGAAAGUGAUGAAAAUGCCUUGGCAAUUGCUUCUACCUAUCUGUGCAGCGUGCUCAAUACUCUCCCACUCUUGGCUCUAAAAGUUCUUGUAAGAGACAGAAGAAUCUCAAAGUGUUUGUGGAGUAUCAUCAUGCGCAACUACAGAAAGUAUGAAGCAUCAGUGCUGGCAGGGCUGACAAACAGCAGUGUGCUACUGCAGAACCUUCCCAAUGGAAAGACAUCGUAUGAAACACAGGACGUAUCAGGGCUGGAGGGAGAAGGCGUUAUUUUCAUGGUGCCGCACAUAUUGGACACAAAGUACCCUUUGCAAUAUUUGCAGAUAAUCGACAAAAUGAAGCUGUUCAGUGCAGAAGAAAGUGCUAGCGGAUACUCAGUGCCUACAAAAUGGAAGUAUGAGAAAGAGAACAAAACAUUGAAAUACGAAGGCGUUGACUCUGCAGUAUCUACAAGCGCAGUGGAACAGACAGUGUGUAUAACAGAAAAUGAAAGCGGAUAUUUGACAAGCGCAGAGGUGUACAGAAUAGUGCAGGAGACUAUCAUCUCUAUGCUAAGCAAAGAAACAGUGAGAGAAUACGCACUGCACGCAUUGAUAGGCGAGUUUAUAGAUAGAGAUGCCGAUAUAGUCAAAAAAAUAAGCAUAAAGCACCCAAAUAUACACCCGAAGAUAAUAGAAGCCAUUCAGACACACUGGAUAAAGGCUGCUCCUGAAUUGCUGGAGAGAAAAGUAGUGGAAGAAAAGAUGAAGAGACAGGCACCAGAAGCGCCCACAAGAAAAGAAAGAAAAACACGAACAGUGGCUUUAUCUGAGGGCAAUGAACACGAGGAGAAAGAAGAGUGCAGAAGAACAGGAAUAAUGUCUGCACAGCUCUCAGUGUCCAGAACAAGCACAGACGAAGAUGUAGACAAGAUAUACACUACAACCAGAAAGUACGAUGAGAGACAGAUGGAGGAAAUAUCUGAGCACUUCUUCCAGGAGCUUGAAAGGUACUGGAGAACAGACAGAGACAAAAUAUCAUCGCAUUUUGACAGGGUGGUUAGAGCCAUUAAGAUAUUUUCAAAAUCAAAAAAUAUCGAUAAAAUGGGGAAGAUAAUCAGCGGAUACUUUGACUACUCGUUUGCAAUAGAAUCUGAGGCUGCAGAUGUGUCAAAAGAGAUAGUCAAAAGAGUCCUCGAAAAGAAUGCACCCGAAAAAGCAUUCAAUAUCCUCAAUGCCAUCUUCAAAGACAGAAGAGUGGUAGAAAUAUAUGCAGAUGUGCUGAAAGAGGCUUCCUCUGAAACCAUCCACAGAAUACUCUCCAAAGAAAAGCCAGGAAGCUUUCUGCACCAGGCAGGGAUACAAUCUGUGCACGCCAGAAAAAAUGAACAGAUUUACUCUCUGGCCAUAACAGAAGCAAUAAGCCAACUUACCAGCAGAGAUGAUGAUGCGCUCAACAGCAGUUUGUACCUACUGAAAGAAGAGUAUAAAACCAAUGCACACAGCCCGUAUGCUGCAGAGAUAGUAAGCCAUGCUGUUCGGCUCCUGAGAAUGCGAACAAAGAUGGACUCAGCAGGACGCUCUGCCCUGGAAAUCCUUAAGCAUGCACUGUUUCACAACGAUUACCAGCUGGACAUAAAUAGCAGAGAAGAUAUAAUAGCCAGUAUAAAGUACGAUGUGUACCAAUACAAAGAAAUACUUCUUUUGUACAUCGACGAAGUUCCAGCUAAUGAGUUUGUGGAGAUAGUCGGGGAUAUAAACUCGCCCACUGCAAAAUCAGCAAGAAAUGCGCUCAGACAGGCGAUUAAAGAGUACAAAACAGAAGACAGCAAGGCCGGGGUGUACAUCUUCAACCGAAUAAUACAGCAGGCAAGCGACGGAAGCACAUCGGAUAAGAUAUUCAUCAUAGAGCUGGUAAAAGAGAUAGUGGAGCAGUACGCACACGGGGCAUGGAUCACAAUAUUCCUGAAGGUGUCAGAAAUGAUAGCGAACGAAGAGAAAGAAGAAGUAAUCACAAAACUGCUGGAGCUAAUGCAGAAAGUAGUUGCUAAGUCGCAGAACAAGAAAGGUCUAAAGAGCAUCUACAAAGAGUGGAAAGAGAACAAGAAGCUAGACAGCCUGGUAAGAAAGAUGGCCAAUGUUUUCAAAUAG
Nematocida minor is the source of this 2745-nucleotide messenger RNA. RefSeq lists its product as uncharacterized. The record is from RefSeq and is a predicted model, not a curated record. The transcript has a single exon. The annotation marks the transcript as partial. NCBI's taxonomy places the organism in Eukaryota, Fungi, Microsporidia.